UACUACGACUGGUUAAACCAUAAAAUAUCAAUAUUUUGUAAACUGAAAAUUUAAAUUUAUUAGUUUAUUUGUUCUUCGAUAUAUUUGUGUUGUAAACCCAGCAAAUCAAUAGUAUGUUUGACCAGAGCAUCAUUGGAAUAUGCUUUUGUGUCUGCUUCACAAUAGUUUUCAACUUUUCCUUACAUCGUAUAGAAGAAGGUCAUGUUGGUGUUUAUUUCAGAGGUGGAGCAUUGUUGCCCCAAGUCAGUAAUCCUGGAUUUCAUAUGAUAAUACCUUUUUUAACAACAUAUCGUUCUGUUCAAGUUACAUUACAAACAGAUGAAGUAAAGAAUGUUCCAUGUGGAACAAGUGGUGGCGUAAUGAUCUAUUUCGAUCGUAUAGAAGUUGUAAAUAUAUUAGAUGCAAAUAGCGUUUACAACAUGGUGAGGAACUUUACUGCAGAUUAUGAUCAAACAUUAAUAUUUAAUAAGAUCCACCACGAAUUAAAUCAAUUUUGCUCUGUACACACAUUGCAUGAGGUGUAUAUAGAUUUGUUUGAUCAAAUAGAUGAAAAUUUAAAAAUUGCUUUACAAAAGGACUUAAAUGAUUUAGCACCUGGUUUAAGUAUCCAUGCAGUUAGAGUUACAAAACCAAAAAUUCCAGAAAUUAUCAGAAAAAAUUAUGAACUAAUGGAAGCAGAAAAAACAAAACUUUUAAUUUCAACACAGCAUCAAAAAGUUGUCGAGAAAGAUGCAGAAACUGAAAAAAAGAAAGCAGUUAUUGAUGCAGAAAAGGAGGUACAAGUAGCAAGAAUACGAUAUUAUCAAAAAAUUAUGGAGAAAAAAUCUCUGCAACAAAUAUCCGCGAUCGAAGAUGAAAUGCAUUUAGCGAAACAGAAAAGUUAUUCCGAUGCUGAAUAUUAUCAAAAGGAAAGGCAAGCUGCAGCAAAUCAGCUUCUUUUAACCAAAGAAUAUUUAGAACUAAAAAAAUAUGAAGCAUUAGCACAGAAUACAAAAAUAUAUUAUGGUCAAGAUAUACCAAAAAUGUUUAUGUAUGGAGGCUGCUCAAAUGAGCUUAUUACAAAUUCAUCUGUUAAAAUUAGUGAAAAAUAA
Messenger RNA from Eufriesea mexicana, 1091 nucleotides. RefSeq names its product erlin-1. The record is from RefSeq and is a predicted model, not a curated record. Gene Ontology annotation, cellular component: endoplasmic reticulum membrane; endoplasmic reticulum. Gene Ontology annotation, biological process: SREBP signaling pathway. The coding region runs from base 114 to 1091 and encodes 325 amino acids. Gene Ontology annotation, molecular function: ubiquitin protein ligase binding; cholesterol binding. Lineage: Eukaryota; Metazoa; Arthropoda; Insecta; Hymenoptera; Apidae. The transcript is spliced from 5 exons.